This is a messenger RNA of Tachysurus vachellii, 6154 nucleotides long. RefSeq names its product Sin3A-associated protein b (gene sap130b). Gene Ontology annotation, cellular component: Sin3-type complex. The record is from RefSeq and is a predicted model, not a curated record. Gene Ontology annotation, biological process: negative regulation of transcription by RNA polymerase II. The transcript has 21 exons. The coding region runs from base 136 to 3108 and encodes 990 amino acids. Lineage: Eukaryota; Metazoa; Chordata; Actinopteri; Siluriformes; Bagridae.
CUGUAACCGGAAGUAGAUGCCGCUUUUUGCUUCAGCGUUCACUCUCUCUGUCACUGGUCAGUUUUACCGGCAGUUCAGAGACACGGAAACGGAUGGAGAGAAUUUCUAUGUGCUUUAAGGACGUGAGAGCAGUAGAUGAUGAGUUCACAACAGUAUCAGAGAGCAGGACUGAACCCUGCACACACACCAGGGGUCCAAACCAAGACCACCACAGGUCAUGAGGACAGUGGGCGUGACUCCGGUCUCGCUUCUUCCUCCAGCACCGCCACUCCCCUCAGAGAUGAAAAGCAGGAGCCGGUGGUGGUGCGACCAUACGGCCCGACGUCCUCUGCCUCUCCGUUGCUUUCUCAGCACAUCCCUGUCACCUUCACCGAAGGACCAAACAAGACUGCUCUGAAGACUCCUAUUCCUAGCCGUAUAAUUGCCCCAGCUCCAGCUCAGGGGCAUCUCACCCUUCCCCACAAAGUGCCCGGGCACAUCACCAUGGAGAGCGCCAUGCCGCAGGCAUCUGGGAUCCCAGUGGCCACCAUCAGCGGACAGCAGGGUCACACUGGAAAUCUGCACCGCAUCACCAAGUUGCAGAUUAUCCACGGUGGGACUCCGGCACUGCAGAUCGGCUCCUCGGCCACGCCACAGCAUCAGUUUCCCUCACAUUUACCUAGAGGAGCUGCAGCCGCUGCUGUAAUGUCCAGUUCAAAGGGAGCGACCGUGUUGAGACCGGCGUCAGGACCGAAUACUGCAGCAGGACAGCCGACGGUGCAACACAUCAUCCAUCAGCCCAUUCAGUCACGUCCGAUAGCCACCACGUCCACAGCAGUCUUACCCACAGUCAUGGCUCCGGUGGCAGCCACCAGGCCUCAGUCUCCUGUUAUCAGCACGGUGACGGCUCACUCAGGAGAAUUAGUGCACGGACGCUCACCCUCUAUCACCCUCCACCCUUCUGCUGCUACCCUGAGCAUCCAGCGGGCUCCUCACACUCGGGACACAACCACACGCAUCACGCUUCCAUCCCACCCAGCUAUCGGCACUCAGAAGCCACUCACACACUCCAUGGCGCAGAAACCAAUCUUUAGCACCGUGACGCCUGUCGCUGCGGCAACUGUCGCCCCAAUCCUGGCCACCAACACGGUUCCUUCAACAACGACUACAGGCUCUGUGACGCAGGUAUCCAACAGUAACAUCGUUACCGUGACCGUGGCCUCUCAUUCCACUCACGCCACCGCGGCGACCACCUCCACCAUCCCCGUGGCGAAGGUGGUGCCCCAGCCGAUCACACACACCUCUCCUCGCAUCCAGUCUGAGUUUAGUGGAGAAAGAGGGAACCUCAUCCCCAUCUCAGCCCAUCGCGCUUCUCCUAAUCCUGCUGCUGCUAUGGAGAACCGCAGCGAUGCCAGGCAGUCUGUUCCUAUGCAGUUUCAGUAUUUUCUGCCAGCCUACCAAUCAGCUUCUUACCCUCUGACACACACCUAUACACCCAUCACCAGCUCCGUGUCGAACAUGCGCCCGUUUCCAGUGACGGCUCAGGCACCCUCUGCUGCUCAGCCCGGCAUGGGCAUGGCCUCCGCCGUCCAUCUAAACUCCAUGCAGCUGAUGACGGUGGAUCGCAUCACGCAAAUCAACACUCAGAACAUGCAGCCAGCGGCCGUGGCAGCACAAGGAGGCCAGAACGCAGCCAUUGCCGCUCAGGGACUUCACACCAACACCUCUAUUACACCGCAGAGCAUCCAGGCUGCACCCAUCAACCCCCAACAAAACGCAAGUGAGGCCAAGACUUCAGUGGUGCUGGCUGACGGCUCAGCUCUGGUCGCCAACGCCAUCAACAGCACCUUUAACUCCAAUCAGCCUGUUGCCACGGUAACUCAGGCACACUCACAGGGAGGUGGAUCGGGUACACCAACACUGGUUUCGUCUCCUCGACCCAGCAUUCUCCGCAAAAAACCCACCAUCGACGGCACCGCUGUGAGGAAGAAUCUGAUGGUAACUCAGCUCUGUGAGUCUGCCAGGAUGGAUGGAGGUCUGAGGAGCGCUGCAGGAUCACCACGACCCUCUGGAGUAAAACCCAAAUCCGAAGUCCUCAUGGGAUUGGCUCCUCCUGUCAGUGCCGCAGUGGACGCUAUUUCCGGACAAACCGGAGAGCAGAUUGUAGCCCCGCCUUCUUCUCAAAUCCCCGCUCAGCCCGUCUCCGCCCUCCUCGCGUCAGUCACACCACCUUCUCAGCCCGUCCCUGCUGCCAUGGCAGUGACUCCGCCCAUCCCUUCAAUGGCCAAUGUGGUGGCUCCGCCUUCUCACCCUGCAGCCAGUAGUACCGCAGCUUGUGCAGUUAGCUCAAACUUUCCAGAGGUUAAGCAGGAGGCGGUGCCCAUGGACACCUCAAAACCAGUGGCUCCAGCGCCACCUAGCGUCAAUCCCGCCCUGUCGGUGCCAACUGCAGAUCUGACGCCUGGAGCUUCACCCAGAAAAAAGCCCCGUAAGCAGCAGCACGUCAUCUCCACCGAGGAGAGCGAGAUGAUGGAGACCAACAGCACAGACGAGGAAAAACCUCCAGCUAAACCCGUCAGUCACCGUCUGGAGAAACGCAAAUCGCCUCCUAAAGAGUACAUCGAUGAGGAGGGCGUGCGGUACGUUCCCGUCCGAAUCCGUCCUCCGGUCACUCUUCUGCGCCAUUACCGGAACCCCUGGAAAGCUGCUUAUCAUCAUUUCCAGAGAUACAGCGAAGUCCGAGUUAAAGAGGAUAAGAAAGGAAAUCUUCAGGACGUGGCCAAUCAGAAAGGGGUCGUGUGUCGAGCUCAAGGCUGGAAGAUCCAUCUGUGUGCUGCUCAGCUGGUGCAGCUGACGAAUCUGGAGCACGACGUCUACAGCCGUUUGACGAGUCUGCAGGAGGGAAUCGCCCCCAAGAAAAAAGUGGCAGCAGACGACGAUCUGCACCGCAUCAGCGAGCUCAUACAGGGUAACAUGCAGCGCUGUAAGCUGGUGAUGGAUCAGAUCACGGAGGCUCGCGAGGCCAUGAUGAAAGUGCUGGACCACAGAGAGCGAGUCCUCAAGCUCCUUAACAAGAACAGCAACACGAAGAAGCUCCACAAGCUCCAUAAACGCAAAGACAGAGCGUGACGCUGCAUCACACACACACACACACACACACACACACAACACACGGUGUUGGAGGUGAAGGAUGAACAGAUUCACCAAAAUAAUCACACAGGAACGUGUCAAAACUGGGAGAAGCUUGACAGAGCUGGACAGAGUUAGCAUUAAUAUUUGCAGUAUAUAAAAACCUUACCUCCACUACAGAACGCACACACGAGGGACAAUCUCAGUUACACUGCAAUAUACCUACACUAGGGGCGGAGUCACUAAGGACGCUGAAAAAUAUACAUACAACAUAAUUAUUUAGUCUCAUUAAACUAUUAUUCAGUAAAAAAAAAAAAUAUUAUAGGAAGAUACUUGGACAUUUUCAAAAUAUACUAUACGUGUCAUAAUAAUCCUACACUAUUAACAGUUCCAUAUUAAAAAGUACAAUUAUUAUUUAUGGUCUAAUUUAAAAGAAAUAUUAGAAACACAAUGUUCCCUUUAUCCCCAAACUCCUACUGUACCUUUAGACCGCUGCUAGAAAACCAGGUGAAAAAGAAAGUCAUUUGGCUUCGAUGUUUUCUUCUGCUAUUAUUUUUUAGAUCUUCUCUUGGUCUGUUUGAGACUCACCUCCCCGAAGCCGGGCGCGUGAUCUAUAUAAUAAGCUUCCUUUAUCUGUCGGUAACUUUAACAAACUCCUCCAAGGGUGGACAAAUCACGAACUCGCCGUGAAGCCUAGCAGGAAAGUGGUGGACGGUCCGUCGCGCUUCAGUCACACGUUGUGUAGAUGUCCAGGCUAAAGCACGGUGUCUAAGUUAACAAGUUAAUUUCAUUUAAUAAAGUAUGGUUACUUAUCUAGUUGAUUCUAGUUAGCUAGUGAAGUGCAAUAAUAUAGACGAUAAUAUAGAUAGUUACCAGACGUGCGUAUAUGUGCGUAUCAUGUUUGUUUCGUAUAAACACCGGGGCUAUGUUUUGUCCUUUGGGACAUUCCUUUGAUUCUUUGAUUCCUUAAGAAUCGGAAUUAUUCAUGUUUGUGUAUUCAUGAGGUAAAGUAUUAUAUAAUCAUGUUACCGAUGCUGAAAAUCAUCCACGUUAACGUCAGAAUAGCCGCUAGCGAUAAUCACAAUGAUCGAAGAUCGUGACAAAAACGUGAAACACGUCAAGGUUAAAGAUACGUUUUAUGGUGCAAUCGUUCGCACACCCCUUACCAUCGCUUCCGUACGUCCUUGUCGAAAGUCUCAGUCCACGUUGUCUUUGCUGUUAGAAUCAGCUCCACUCAUCUUCUCUGAAGAUUUUCCACUAGAUGUUGGAUCGUGUGUGUGUGUGUGUGGAUUAGUGAUCGUUCAGUUACAAGAGCAUCAGUGAGAUCAGACUCUGAUUUUGGGAUUUUGAAGAAACUCCAGUUCCAGUUUAUUCCAGUGGGGUUGAGUCGGAGUCAGGGCUCUGAAGGACACUAGAGUUCUUCACCUCCACACCAUGCCUUCAUAGAGCUGCUUUGUGCACAUUGUCAUGAUGGAAAGAGUUUAGUUUUUAGUGAUGUGAAGCUUUAAUGCUUCAGUGAACAGAGAUGUUCUAUACAGUUUUUAGAACGACUCGUAUGCGUGUGAUGGUCAGGGGUGCACAUGUAUAUAGCCAUAUAGUGUAUCUACUAAAUAAAAUGUUAUUUUGUAAAAGUCAGUAGCUACUUGUGUGGAGAUCGUUUGCAUCAUUUGUUCCUCUAAUAACAGUUUAACAGGAACAGAUGAUGCAAUAAUGUUCAGACAAGUUGCUAUUGACUUCAAAUACCAAAAAAAUAUACUGUGGGAAGGGAAAAAAAAUAAGAUCCCUGGAAUAAGACGGCUUAGAUAUUAUGUCCCAGGCUGCAGAUUUGUCCACCCUAUCAAUCGAUUUCAUUUGGAUGAAGUGGGACAUUGUGUGUAUUUCUUUUCUCUUUUAUUUUUGGCUGUUUCUGUAAUAAAGUAACGAAUAUAUUUAAUACAGAAAUAGAUUUACGAAUCCAUCCAGCUGCUCGUACGUGCAGAUAACAACCGAGUCGCUCGCUCAGUGUUGCGAAAGCAUUAACCAUGCUCUAAAAAAAAAAAACAAAGCAAAUCGAUAGUGUGUCAUGUCAUGUUGUGUAAAUUAUCACUAUAUCAAUAUUCUAUUUAUCGUAUCGUUAUAGCAGAAAGAAAUGGUUCUACUUUAUAGAUAAGCUUAAAAUCAGCUGCACUGUGUCUAAAGUCACAGAGUCACUCUUAAUAUCCUACAGGAAUUUUAAUAGCACUGUCCUGUCCCAUCAUGCACAGCAGAACGUAAGGGGGCGGGGCUCCGUUAACUACGUACCUACUUCAAAUAAUUAGUUCUAUGUUGUUAAUUCCACGGUUGUGUCAUACACUUUUUAAGCAUCGGGUCGUCUAGACGAGAUACGAGGCACGGCCGUGAGAAAGGAAGCAAAAGCAGUCCACAGAACGUCUGUAUUUUCCCGGUCCUCGUUAACAUCGCUUCCUCGCACAAGAGCGAAUCUAUGCGACAUUCUUUUCUUACUGUAAAGUUCUCUUCGUUAGGACAUACUGUACACUGUGAGAAUCAAAGCACAAAAGUGCUGAGUUAUUCUGAAAAUUAACCCCCAGUAGUAGAUUUAAUCCCCUGUCUGGGUGUCUUGUGUUUUUCAUGAACCGCUGUAGGAACAAAUGAUCCGAGCAGCAGGAAGGUGUGUGCCGACACCGAGCAGAAAAUCCUACCGCUUUUUACAACAUUGAGAUUUAAAGAUGAUUCUGUUCGCCGUUUCCUCAAAGCACCGAUCGUUACUUUCCUCUGAAGUCUAAAGGUCAGCUAUCUGAUGAAGGGACGGUGAGAAGAUACCGCGCGUACCGUGAUCACGCGUCGUCAAGCCGAUCGUCGGCACAUGACUUCCGGAGCGCGGUAAAGAACGUUCUCCAGACUUCCAGCUUUAAACCUCUGCGUCAUGAUCCUACAAACCUAAUCUCUAUAAACAGUGUCUGUAAAAAAAAAAACUGAGGGAAAAAAUGAACCUGGAUGUAAAACUCAGAAGUCAAAGGGCUGAAGAUGUGUAGCCAUGAUGGAGCUUGAUGGAUACAACAAAAAAUAA